AUGUAAAGAGUAAAAUGUGUGGUCACUAGGUAAAUUGGUUUAAUUUUAAUUAUAGUAUAAAAUGAUUUCAGUUAUGAGAUAAAAUGAUGCUGAUUAUGAACUAAAGUAGUUAUAAUCAACUGUUUAAAAAAAACAGAUGAAUUGUGCUACGAUGCUAUUUGGUGAAUGCCAUUUGGUUUUUACGUCAUUCGCAACCCCUGGAUAUUGCAAGUUAGGAUUAUUGCAGAGAAUCUUAAUUCUCCUAACCCUAAGGUAGACACACCAUUGCUAUCAUUUUGUUCCCUCUCAACCAAUUUUAUGUGUUGGAGACCACUAUUUUAACCCAUUGCUAUCAUUUUGUUCCCUCUCAACCAAUUUUAUGUGUUGGAAGACCACUAUUUUAACCCAUUGCUAUCAUUUUGUUCCCACUCAACCAGUUUUAUGUGUUGAGAACUGAGGAGCUCAUGAGCAGCUCAAUUUCUUAUUAAUAAUUCAAGAGUCCACACCAACAUAUAUUAUUUGGAGUAUGUAAAAACUAAAAAUAUGUAAAUAGUGAAUCUAACAUAUAUUAAGAUAUAUUAUUUUUACUUUUUAUCUAAUGUACAAUUUUACCUUCUGACAUGUUCCAAUAUCAUCACAUCACUAAAAUUCCACUGCAAGCAACCACCACUUCUGACUAGGGCCCCCUAUAAAACCAUUUGAAAGCAUCCAAAACAUGAGCCACUCAACACUACCUGAACUACUUCAGCUACAAGAGUCACAAAGGCAAAUCCCAUGACAACCCUAUCUUCAUUUCUGAUCUAUUCUCUUCUUUCCUCCUCACUUCUCUCAAUUACUAGGGCUCAAGAUCGAGCUCCACACGGGUUUGCUUAUAAGAACCCCACAGCUUUCUCACCAUCAGCAUUUGAUUUCUUCCACCAAAACACUAACGGUGAUCAGCCAAUUACCCGAUACCCUUGUGCUGGAACAAUUUGCUCACCAUUGGCUCUAGCAGUUACAGUGGAAUCAGCGCUGGCACAUGAGAGCAAAUCGACAGGACCGGAGAUGGGUGGGAAACAAGUGGGAGCAGGUGCCAUUGCCGGGAUGGUGUUUGGUUUCGUAUUUGUGGUGAUUUUGGCAAUGAGAGUCUACUAUGGGGUGGUCACUCGUCAAGCCAAUUUAAGUCGAAGUUAUUGUGUUCAACUUCAACCUGCUUGAUAUGCUCACAGUGAGUGUGUUGAGGCAUCCUAACUAGACUCCGCCUUAUACUUCUUAGGCUGUAUUUUUUUUUUUUCUUUCUUUUUACGUACCAUCUGAUUUAUAGUUCAAUAAUCCAUCAUUUUGUUUUCAUUAA
Molecule: messenger RNA, 1312 nt
Organism: Camellia sinensis
Lineage: Eukaryota; Viridiplantae; Streptophyta; Magnoliopsida; Ericales; Theaceae
Source: RefSeq, a predicted model, not a curated record